GCAGUACCGGGCAGGGCGCCCUGUAAUGGCCACCGCCCCUCGCCCCGCCCCGGCCCGGCCCCGGCAGCGCCUGGCGUGCCGCGGCCGCUGCCGGCCCCCGGCUCUCUCCGCGGCCAUGCGGCUCUGGGGCUGUGCUGCCUGCGUGCUGCUGCUGCUGCUUUUCGCCCCCGGUUCCCUUGGAAAUACCGAUGGAAAGACAAACACAACCGUCAGUAAUACAACCCUUAAUGAGAACUCACACUCUAAGGAGCAAGAGAAUAGCAGCAAUUCAUACAGGCUCUCUCCUACACCAUCCGCACAACCUACAUCUACAUCAAAUACAACAGGUACACCCGCCAAUACCAGCCAGCCCACCAACACCACGAUGUCCACCACUGUGACUACUCAGCGCACCAGUACCAGCCGGACAACAACUUCAACUACAACUUCAUCAGCCACAUCUUCACAUCUCAAUAUUACAAUGACCACUUCCAAGAUCCCUCUCACUUCUGUAACAGCCACAUCAAAAUCUGAGACUGUCGUAGACAAAAAAACAUCCAGAUUUGACGUGGGCAGUUUUGUAGGUGGCAUUGUGCUGACACUUGGUGUCCUAGUUAUUCUCUACAUUGGGUGCAAAACAUACCACUCCAGAAGAGGCAUUCAGUACAGAACCAUUGAUGAACAUGAUGCCAUCAUUUAAAGAGACUUCAGGGAGGACAAUAAUGGAAACCCAUCCUAUCACACUUGUCUUAACUUACUUCUGGAAAGAGUUUAUUUCAUAAAGAUGAUCACCAUCUCUAGAACUGUGGGUUUGAUCCUGCAAAAUGUUGAGAAUCCCCUAAGUGACCUGAUUUUCUUACAUUGGCUUUGAUAACAACAAGAGGAGCUCAGCACUUUUUAGAGGAAGUAUCUUCUUUUUCCAGUAUUUGUAACCAAAUUUAAAGAAUUACGCGUAUUGAGUUGUUUGCAGGUACACACACAAGGCUCUGAAAUGGCUAAUCACUAGCCCAGUAGAUCACAUCAUUACCUUGUUAAGUUCAACUAUUUCUCACAUAGCCCAAUAAAUCCAUUGCGUUCCAUAAUGGAUAUAGUAGAAUAAAUAGGACAGACUGCCUUUGAGACCAAGAAUAGGCAAGUAAAAUAUUUUUUCUUAGUGUUUUGCAUUAAAUUGUAUUUAUUUUGAAGUUUGAUGUGAUCUUUAGUUUGGAAAUCUGGGGUUUUGAACAAUUCGGUUAAUUUUUAUUAGGAUAGUAAAGGGACAUGGUUUGCUUUGCUAGCUGUACAGAAAGUGAUAAGGAGUACUUUAAACUUCAGUCAUUAGCUCACAGUGACCUGUAGAGACUUCCCUUAACAGGCUACACAAUGAAACUAGCUGCAGGAACAACAGGCAGACUGGAGGUACCUAUUCACAACCCCUUUUUAUGAAUGGGUCCUUAUUAUUAAUAAUAAUUUUUAAAAAGACUAUGCAAUCCGUAGCUUCUUUUUUAUAGCAUGUCCUAGUGUUCUGAAGAUAAACUCAGAAUUGUCCCCAUCUUAAAUACGAAAAUUCUUGCUAAAAUUGUUUUUUAAGUUCAAUGUAGCAAUCACUUCACUUGUAGGUUUUUUUUAUUAUUAUGAGAAAGCUGCAUACAAUGUUUUAGCAUUUGACAAGCAUUGAAAGUUACACAGAAAUGGAAAAUCUGUAGGAUAUCAUUUUAGAAGAAUAUAAUCUGCAUUUUUAGAACUAUUUGCUGAACUUGGUACUGCUGUACCCAUGUACAGCAGCCUGGUCAAAAUGCCACGGAAGGCAACAGGGCAUCUCCCAGAAAGCUUUGGAUUAAGUUCCAGGUUACUCUGGGAGUCGUGCGCAAGACAGCUGACGCUGUUUCCAUAUUACUUUUGCAUUUACACUGUGGUAAAACUGCUGCCUUCAGUAGAUGGGCUCCUGAUUUACACUGGUGUAAGGAAAAGUAGAAUGAGGAUCAAGAAAGGCUUCUCAUGCACCUCUUCUACAGCACCAAGAAAUUGUUGGGUCCUGUUCAGGCUCCGUUUGUAGACCUCUCCCUGGAGAUCAGGGUUGGUGCAGUGGGACUUGGCUGUCCUGGUCACUGCUGGGACACGUCCGUCACGCAGUGCCAGAAGGGAGGUGGUGAUAGCUGAGGAAGGUCGUGAAGGGAACUGCACGCGAGUCUGUCACUGGUCAGGGGUGCAACAACAUUGGGGAAGUAGAACUACAGCUCUGGCAUAGACUGAUUUUUUUUAUUUUUUCCAAAGAGCAGUUGAUUCUUACACUUGCUAACCAUGCUAAAAUGGGUGGAUGGAUUUUCUUUUCUUUUAUCAUAUGGAGUACUAAAGCUUUUGUCUGAGGCACAAUCAAGUCCAGCAAGCCAUGGUUUAUGAGUAGUACCAGCCACACUUGAAAUGUAGGUUAUAUGGCUGUUUUGUUUGUUUUUUAUUGUGAUACAGCAGAGGAGUGACUUGAAGUAACUUCUGUGAUUAUUUUCUUUUUUUAAUUAAUUGCCUUGUUUGGUGUUUUUAAUUUUUUUAACUUGAACAGUUUGGAAAGGAUUGUUACAUAGCACUGCAAUUCUUUACUUUGUGGAAAUUAAGAGAAUUAAAUUCAACUCCAUUAUUGGGAUUGCCUCACCUCUGUUGUACAGAUGAAUAAAUAAAGUGAAAUCUUUGGAGUUACUA
Molecule: messenger RNA, 2652 nt
Organism: Cygnus olor (mute swan)
Lineage: Eukaryota; Metazoa; Chordata; Aves; Anseriformes; Anatidae
Gene: TMEM123
Product: transmembrane protein 123
Exons: 6
Coding region: 26-679 (217 amino acids)
Cellular component (GO): cytoplasmic vesicle
Source: RefSeq, a predicted model, not a curated record